AACCCUUAGAAAUAAUGGCUGAUGCAUUGACAGAAGAUCAGAUUGCUGAGUUCCGGGAAGCGUUUAGCUUGAUCGAUAAAGACUCCGAUGGGUUGAUCACGGUGGAUGAAUUGGCGUAUGUGAUUCAAUCGCUGAAUGGGCAUCCGACGAAGGAAGAAAUUCAAGAAAUGAUGAAUGAGUUUGAUGCUGACGGAGAUGGCACCGUUGAUUUCGAAGACUUUUUGAGCAUUAUGGCAAGAAAGAUGAAGGAAAAUAUAACAGAGGAGCUGAAAGAAGCUUUCAAAGUUUUCGAUCGGGAUCAAGAUGGAUUUAUAUCGGCAAUUGAGUUGAGAAAUGUGAUGUUGAAUUUGGGAGAGAGAUUAAGUGACGAAGAAGCUGAACAAAUGAUUAGAGAAGCUGAUUUAGAUGGAGAUGGACUUGUCAGCUACGACGAAUUCGUCAGGAUGAUGAUGCUGAUGUUAGCUUCAUCUUGA
This is a messenger RNA of Erythranthe guttata (spotted monkey flower), 473 nucleotides long. RefSeq lists its product as uncharacterized. Gene Ontology annotation, molecular function: calcium ion binding. Gene Ontology annotation, cellular component: myosin II complex. Lineage: Eukaryota; Viridiplantae; Streptophyta; Magnoliopsida; Lamiales; Phrymaceae. The record is from RefSeq and is a predicted model, not a curated record.